AUGGAGGAUGAUUAUACUGAUGAAAAGGAAGAUGUAGAUGAGCUUGAGAGGAGGAUGUGGAGGGACAAAAUGCGCCUCAAACGGCUCAAAGAACAAGAUAAAUACACCCAAAGUGCCUUUGUUCCAGGAAGGAUGAUCUCUGAUAACACAAUUGUGGCUUAUGAACUAAUGCAUUCAAUGCAGAACAGAAGAAAGAAACACAAAGAAGCUUUCAUGGCACUCAAGCUAGACAUGAGCAAGGCAUAUGAUAGGCUAGAGUGGUCAUUUAUACAGCAGGUUCUUCAAAGGAUGGGGUUUGCCAAGGAGUGGAUUGAGCUGGUCAUGCAAUGCAUCAGUACUGUCUCUUAUUCUAUUCUUCUCAAUGGCUCACCUCAGGCAUCAUUCAAUCCUUCGAGGGAUGACAGUCUGGUUUUUUGUAAAGCUCAGAUGCAGGAAUGGAUUAGACUUCAUAACAUCAUCUCCUUGUAUGAAUCAGCCUCAGGGCAAAGGCUAAACCUUGAGAAGUCUUCAAUCUUUUUCAGUAAAAACACAAGGCAUGAGAUCCAAAGCUCUAUACUAUCUAUUGCUGGUAUUAAAGCCUCGGGGCCUUUUGAAAGAUACUUGGGAUUGCCUUCUUACAUAGGAAGGAGUAAAUCAAGGGCCUUCUUUCCAAUUCUUGACAGAAUCAAAGCUCAAAUGAGCCGCUGGAAAACUAACCUGCUUUCCCCAGCAGCAACGGAUUUCUCCACAGCUAGAGUCAAAAGGGGCGACUCCUUUGUGUGGAAGAGUAUCACAGCAGGCAGACAGUUACUCUAUGAAGGCCUGAUCUGGAAAAUUGGUAAUGGGAACAUAGUGAAAAUAUGGUCAAAUAAAUGGCUGCCUACCCCAACAUCUUACAAGUCUCAGUCCCAACCCAAAGUUCUAUGCCUCGAAGCUACUGUUAACUCUCUCAUUGAUCAAGAAACCCACUCAUGGAACAUACCUCUGGUUCAAAAUAUUUUCACUCCUGAAGAGGCUGCCAUUAUUUCCAGAAUUCAUGUUAGUGCUUGUAACAGCAAUGAUAAGCAGGUUUGGAGGUGUACUAAGAACGGGCUCUUCACAGUCAAAUCAGCUUACCAUCUUCAAGUGUCAUUGAAUGAUAACAAAAUGGGACAAGCUUCAGACACUUCAAAUCAUGAGGCCCUUUGGAAUCGACUAUGGAAGCUUAAAGUGCCAAACAAAAUUAAAAUAUUUAUCUGGAGAUCAGCUAGAGAAAUCCUUCCCACCAGAGUUAACUUGCACAAAAGGAAGAUCAUUGACUCACCAAUGUGCCCCAUAUGCUUAAUUCACCCAGAAACCGUAUCUCAUGUUCUAUGGACGUGUAAAGCUGCUCAAGAUGUUUGGAGUAUUAGCUCAAGGAGAAUACAGAAAAGUAAAACUGAGGUAGCAUCCUUUAAUGAUUUACUCUCAAACCUCCUUUCCACACUCCCACCAGAGGAUCAUACCAGGUUAGCUUUCACAGCUAAGGAAAUCUGGUUCAGAAGGAACAAGUUCGUCUUUGAAUCCAAAUUCACCCCCCCACAACAGAUUUUAAAACUGGUCUCCUCUAGCAUGACUGACUUGGAACAAAUUGAAAGGAACCAGCAUAGGACCUCUACUCAAAUCCAAGGGACAGCUAGGUGGUGCAAGCCUCCAAUCAAUGUCUACAAAUUGAAUUGGGACACAGCCAUUGACAAAAUUAAUUGCAGGGUGGGUAUAGGGGUGUCAAUUAGAGAUUGGUUGGGUCUUGUGACAGCAACUCUAAGAAGCCCUUGUAACUCCUUUCCUGAUCCACUCUUGGGAGAAGCCUUAGCAGCCUUGCGAUCAGUACAAUUUGGUAUUAAUCUUGGUCUGAAAAAUGUCAUCUUUGAAGGGGACUCAAAGCUAGUGGUGCAUGGUAUAACUAGUGGAGCUGAAGACUAG
This is a messenger RNA of Juglans regia (Persian walnut), 1920 nucleotides long. RefSeq lists its product as uncharacterized. Bases 1 to 1920 code for a protein of 639 amino acids. NCBI's taxonomy places the organism in Eukaryota, Viridiplantae, Streptophyta, Magnoliopsida, Fagales, Juglandaceae. Gene Ontology annotation, molecular function: RNA-DNA hybrid ribonuclease activity; nucleic acid binding. The transcript is spliced from 4 exons. The record is from RefSeq and is a predicted model, not a curated record.